This is a messenger RNA of Bicyclus anynana (squinting bush brown), 4757 nucleotides long. It is a transcript of the gene Taf3, whose product is annotated as transcription initiation factor TFIID subunit 3. The transcript has 2 exons. Bases 299 to 3844 code for a protein of 1181 amino acids. NCBI's taxonomy places the organism in Eukaryota, Metazoa, Arthropoda, Insecta, Lepidoptera, Nymphalidae. Gene Ontology annotation, molecular function: protein heterodimerization activity. Gene Ontology annotation, cellular component: transcription factor TFIID complex. The record is from RefSeq and is a predicted model, not a curated record.
AUUGACAACCAAAAUGCAAUCAUGGCGCACGGGGUUCUGUGUUUGUAGAAUGCUGAGAAGUUUUUACGUAAACACUUCGUUAAUUUGCAUUGUAAUCUUUAAAUGUGUUAUAAUAAAUUGUCCUUAAAUUCUGAAGAUCUUAUCGACGCAUACAUGUGUGUUCCAAACUCGAGGUUUCCACCUAUUUGCAAUACCGUCUCUGUACUACUAGACACUUGCAGGUAUGAAAACCAUGAGAUAUGCUGUUUUAGUUCUCCGUAUCGUACAUACAGCUAUCGCAUUAUAACUUGGUGUCAUAAUGUCAGAAGCGUAUAGCCGUGAGAUUCUACGGAGGAAUGUUGCGCAAAUAUGCCAAACUAUAGGAUGGAACGGCAUAAACUCGACUCCGCUGGACAUUUUGGUACACGUUUUGGAGAAGUACAUAUGUACACUGGGCACACAAGCUAACAGAUAUGCUGAACAAUUUAAUAGGACUGAACCAAAUUUACAUGACUUAGGAUUAGUGUUUCGUGAUUUACACAUACAACUUCCAGAACUAACAGAAUACACUCGUAGUGUGCCACCUGUACACCCCCCUGUAAAAUCUGAAAACUUUCCCAAACCUAAAGAGUCUAAUUUGAAUUUUCUUAAACCUGGCAGCCAUGAGGUUGUCACGAGACCAAUGCAUGUGCAUGAGCACUUGCCACCCAUGUAUCCUGAAAAAGAAAGGGAUACGCCAGCCGUCGCAGGCACUGUUGAAAUCCGUCAAAAUGGCAUUGACAGCAUGGAUACCAGCAACCCUACCUGUACGAGCCCCGAAAUAUCAGUCACAGAUAGUCCAGAAAAGUCUAAAGAAAUAUUUAAAAGACCAAUUGAUCCAGUUUCAUUACAAAAUAGCAAAAGACCAAGGUUACGAUUGGAUGAGGAGGAACGAACUAGAGAAAUCAGUAGUGUUAUGAUGACAAUGUCAGGUUUCCUUUCACCAGCGCGAGAAGGUAAACUGCCUGAACCAAGACCCCCCACUAUACCAUCUGAGCGGCAUGACAAACAUAAAGCAAACUCUCACCAUUCAAACUCAAUGAAAGUACCGUUGUUAGAUAAAAGCGAUAAGAAAUCUAAGAAAAAUAAAUUAUUGAAUGGCAAAAUUAUGAAAAGUAAAAGAAAAGAUAAAAGUCAUAAAGGUGAAAGUAGUAAAUCUAAGGAUAGUAAUAAAUUGGACAGGUAUCCACCAGGGUAUCCAGUAAAGAGUAAAGAUAUACACCCAACCCAUCAUAAUCAUGUAACAAUGCCUGCGCCAAGGAUGAUGCCUCCGUCAAAGCCUCCAGCACCAGCACCUGCACCACCCCCUCCUGUGGUACCAGCUCCUGUUGCACUACCUGCACCAAUGCCAUUACCAGUACAGGAGCCCUUAAGGCCUGUAAUAAAGCAGGAGCCCAUAGAUCCUCCACCUCCUCCAACAAGUAAACCACCACCAAGAGUUGCCGAAGAUGCAAUUCCAGUACCAAGAAAAAUACCAAUCUCAAAAUCUCCAUUAGUUUCAAACUCCUUACCUGUAAAUAAGCAACAACAACAACAGUCUACAACAAAUUCUCUUAUUCCAGAAGUAGAAAUUAAGAAAGAGAUUGUUGAGGAGGAGGAAAAACUGGCUUCUCAGCCUGAUAGAUCAAAAAGUAAUAUAUUUAAAAGAAUAUCGAACAAAUCUAAAGAAGACAAAAUCACUCCAGAGGUUGUCCCUGACAAACCACACACACAGUCAGACGCUUUGAUCUCAAGAUUACAGAAUUCUGCACACAAUUCAGCACAUGAUUCAAAGAAUGAUAACAUAAGAGUUAAAAGUGUGGAGUCUAUUAUGAACAACAAUAAUAGCCCUGUAGAUUUGUCCAGAGAAAUAGAUAUUAGAUCUCACGAAGUUAUUGACAUUGAUGAUGAUUCCUUUGACAUAAACCCUAUGCCAUAUAGGUUACACCCAGAACCCCGACCACCAGGUGGUCUAUCAAUCAAUAAAUCUCUACAAUUCCCAUUCUCCAAGGACAUGGUUGGUGUGAGCCCGAAAACAAAGAAAGAAAAGAAACAUAAAGAGAAGAAGGACAAAGCAUCAAAGAUAGAGGCAAAACUUAAGAAACAACAUCAGCAGUUACAGAAUUUCCAAAUGGUUCAAAUGGCUGAGAAAAAGAAAAUGAAAGUGAGUAGUGAAAAGCCAACAAAACCAAACAGGCCAAAGAAUGAAGCAAAAUUACCACAAAUGCCUCCAGGAUUUCCGUUCUUUCACAAUAUGCCUCCAGGUAGAGGAAUGAUGUCUGGCCCAGGAUUAAUACCAAGUGACCUAUUUGCUAAUUUAGCUAAUAAUCCUGCACUCAGGGGCUUACCACCUCCAAACUUACUUACAAACCCUUUUGCAUUAGGAUCAACAGGACCUGGAUUAAUACCAGGGCCCAGCUUUCUUCCAGGCGGUCUAGGAGCAGGUAUUCCAAACCACCUAAUGCAAAUGGGCAAUUUCCCUCACACAUCCCGAUCGUCUUCUGUGAAAAUUCCACCAAUGCUCCGUCGGCCUAGUUUGGAGGUAAUACCUGUAGACAAUGAAGAGCAAAGAAUACUGCAUAAGUCAUCCAUGAUAGGACGCGACAAAGACCGCCACGAUAAGCACAAACCACCAACCAUUCCAAAUAUUUUACAGAAACAAAAAUUGAAAAGUAAAGAUCACAAAGCAAACUUGUAUAAAAUGCCUCCUGUACAACCAGACAUAACGAUUGAGUUAAAUCCUCCAAAAAUGGAACCAGUCAGGCAAGAACCGCCAAGAGAACAACCGCCUCCAGUGCGAUUACCGUCUCCGAAAAUAGAACCUGCACCUAUCCCUGAGCCAACACCUGCACCCAAACCUGAACCAGAAAGGGUUCCGAUUCCAGAGAUUCCGCAAGAUAAAGAACCCGAGAAUUCAGAAAGGAAAAAGGACAAGUCGCAUAAAAAAGAAAAACGUGACAAAGACGGUAUAAAAAUCAAAAAGAAAAAGGACAAGAAGGACAAAAGCAAAGAUAAAACAGAAAAGAAAAAAGAAAAGGAGGAACGUCAAGAGUUAAAAGAUAAAAUCAAAAAGGAAAAGAAGGAGAAAAAGAAAGAUAAGGCAGCAGAUGGUUUGGUACCCAAGCUGACGCUUAAACUGAGUUCAUCCAAUUCGAAUUCCCCUAUGCCUCCAAGUUCACCGGAUAUUUUCAAACUAAAUAUAAGGCCAGUCGUUAAAAAAGAGGAUGAUGCGUCCAUUAAAGACGAGCCAACAUCGAGAGAGCACAGUCGUUCACCAGAGUUGGCUCAAAUCUCUGCCUUAGUAACGAGACCGCCCAAGCAAAAGCAUUCGAAGCAUAAUCACAUAGCAGACGGCGAGGCGCUUUCGUCACCCCCUAGUCCAUCAUCGCCGCCUCGAAGAAGUCGACCUCCUUCCAGUCAUUCAAAGUUAAAGAAAAUAUUAUUUAAACCGAUGUCUAAGAAGGCGAUUGACGAUUUGGAUGACGAUUCAGUUUCGUUUUCUGAAGAACCCUCGCCUGCAGUCGCUCCAGUGCCGGCGCCUGUGGCUGUGGACAAACCUGGCGGGCCUCUCCCGACUCCCUAUUACGUGGAUGACCAGGGGAACAAGAUCUGGGUCUGUCCCGCCUGUGGAAGACCAGACAAUGGCUCGCCUAUGAUCGGUUGUGACGGUUGCGACGGUUGGUACCAUUGGGUAUGCGUGGGGAUCACUGAAGAGCCGGGUGCGACGGAAGACUGGUUCUGCAAGUCUUGCUUGGCCAAACGGGCGGCGAUGGUCUUGGCCGGGGUGCCCUCGGGCAAAAAACGCGGCCGUAAACCCAAGGGAGAAAAAAUCAGAGAUUGUCAUUGACUGGCGGACUUUUCCUUGUUGCUGAGAUUAGUUAUAAUUUUGCCGUUCGGUAGGAGUGAGUGGAUUGCGGUUUGUUAAUGAAAUUGUUGUUAAUAUCGUGCGGAUGUGUUGUCUCCAUUUAUAAUGUUCUAUUAUCAUAGGCUAGGAGUAAGUAUAGAUAAUGAUUGAAUAUUGACAUAAAAUGUUGAACAUAAAAAUAUAGUAUAGGUACAUGUAAUAAUAAUUUUACCAUAAUUAUAAUGAUUUCUUUUUUUUUGUUAAAUUUCUUAUUUUCUCGUUCGCUCGGUUAGAUCAAGUUUUAAUGUGAGUGCGGUCGUGUUGUACACAUGCCGCGUGUAAACAUAGAGGUUUAAUAUAAGAUUCUUUUUAUAUUGUACAAAAAAAACUACUGAAUUUACUUAAGAAAUUGGUGAUGUAAAAAGUAAUUGUAGUGAAUAUUUAAAUAAACAGAAAGAAGGCUGGAUGUGAGUAUAUUCAGCGAUAUUUGAAUAUUUUCAUAUUAUAAUUUUAAUAUAACCCUGUUUUUAAUUUUUUUGUUGAAGUUGUUCCUUCUUAUCUAUGUACAGGGCUAGCAGUCUCGCAUUUCUCUCUCAUUCUAUAAAUUUUACGUUUUAACGUUCUAUAAAUUAUGAACAUUUAAUGUUCUAUAAAUUAUGAACAUUUAACGUUCUAUAAAUUAUGAACAUUUAACGUUCUAUAAAUAAUGAACAUUUAACACAUUAUACGGUUAUCCGCUGGUGCGAAGGUGCUAGUUCUAACGUUCACACAUCGAGGGAGGUCAAAUGUAAACAUUUUUGAUUUCAGCCAGUGGCCAAUUAAAUAUAUUGGUACUCUAAAUUGUAGUAAAUUAUUUAUAUCCUGUCUUAAUUUGUACUGAGAAGGAGAAACAGCUAAUUAAAAAUUUUACUUUAUU